AUGAAUCGACACGAAUUCGCCAAUCUGAUCGCCCAGACACAACCCACCAUGAAGGCGACAGGUACCAACAACCGCUCCGCUUCCGCAAAAGCCACCAGCAGUUUGUGUAACCAGUUGCAGUCUUUGUCUCCACGACAGAAGUUCCAGUCUCAUAUCCGAACUUUGAGUCAAGAAAGCACUGCUUACUCCAAAGACGCGUCUGUGGCUCCAUACUCUCCUUCACCUUCCUCGUCUCCGUCCCCUUCUCCCUCGCCCACCAGCAACACCUACCGAUACAGUGAAACUGCUCUACGCGGUGGGAGAUACACACAACAUGAGCCGCAGUUCAUUACGGAGGAGCGAGAGGCCUGGGCUCGACCAUCCCCGACAGAGACAAGACGCGGACGGAAUCCGACUUCAGAAGAUACCUUUGUUCUUCAACCUCCUCGAGAUCAAAGUCCUGUUCAACAACCACGUAAACAUCUUCGAGAGCUAAGGGCUUUUGCUCCGUCUUCACAAUCGGCCGAUAUAAAUGAGAGACCAAAGACCAGCCGUGGCUCCAAGGUCGACUUUGGCAAGACCGCAGCUGAGGAGGACCAGGACCUUCAAUUGAGAAAUUCCAAGUUUGCUGAGGGUAGCAUGACCGCUCGGUCCGCCGGGCUAUCUUCAACCUGGCUUGAAAGUGGUUCAAUUUCCACAAUGUCAGGAGAUGACUCAGACGAUCAAUCUACUCCGAGAGCCUCUCCUCAACGCUCGACCGUUGAUUUCGAUAACUUGAAGCCUACUGCGAUCACCCCAGGCACCUUCAAACAACGCCUCGCGAGGAUCGGGUCGGCUUUCAAGGCGGCCCACCACUCAAACAAGCCCGAGGUAGACACGCAGGAUGCAAAAAAGAGAAAGGGCUUGAGAAAGAGCAUGUCAUUGUGGAAUUUGAACAAUAUCUCUGGGAAAACAAAGACUGUUGGCGCUCAGUCUAUCUUGGACCUCAAUUCAGUUGCAGCCGACCCACAGAAGACCACUGCAGAUCAUGAUUUGGAGGUGCUUAAUGAUCGCAAACGAAGAGCCGAGGUGGCCUACGCUCAACAAUUUGGUACCAAGAAGAGAAAGUCCAAUGUCGGUAUCCCCGAACCCAUUGCUGAACCACAACAAGAACAACCACCACAGCUCAGAGAUGACCGGACAGUCACACGACGCAGCAUGAGAUCAUCAGUGUCGACCAGAAGACUCAGCCAUUCCUCUUCCACCAUGGGUAUAGCUGAUAUUUCUGACAGUCAACGCGACAUAGAUUCUCAUAAACGUCCUUCCCGUCGAGAACUGGAAAAGGAGAAUCAACAGCUACGAGCCAUGCUUCGCCAACAGGAGGAUGCAAAUCACAAGACUCCCAAACCCGCAGUCGCGAGAAAUCGAUCGUCGUCCACCACGAAAAUUGCAGCUUUCACUGAACCAUCCCCAACAAAGCAAGAGACAAAAUCAGCAUCAAAGAAGAAGACCACCAAAUCAAAGACCAAGGAUAUCCCACCUGUGCCAUCCGUGCCCGACCGUGUCGCCCUCCAACCACUAAGCAAUGCAAGAAACCAGUCUCGCAGCACCAGCAUCUCCAAUAAUGCUAAUAUCAAUAAUAAUGCCUUUGUCGAUCUCAAACUCACGGCCAGCGCUAAUACUAAUAACACCAAUACCGGCACGUCCAACAAUAAUCCAACAAAGAGAACCUCAACAAACAGCAGCAGUGGCAAUGGCAAUGGGCCCCUCACACGGCCUGUAUCGAUGAUUCUCGAGGAAGACGAGGAGAGCAUUGAAAAUCGAACUCCGAGCGGCAAAUCGUCUCUGAAGAUUGAUGACAUCGCCAAACUCAAGCAGCUCACCCCUUCGCCUGUCCGUUUGUAUCCUGCAAAGCGUGAGCAGUGGGAGUGGCCGGACGAUAUCUUCUGA
Exophiala bonariae is the source of this 1908-nucleotide messenger RNA. RefSeq lists its product as uncharacterized. Lineage: Eukaryota; Fungi; Ascomycota; Eurotiomycetes; Chaetothyriales; Herpotrichiellaceae. The transcript has a single exon. Bases 1 to 1908 code for a protein of 635 amino acids. The record is from RefSeq and is a predicted model, not a curated record.